This is a messenger RNA of Pocillopora meandrina, 5477 nucleotides long. NCBI's taxonomy places the organism in Eukaryota, Metazoa, Cnidaria, Anthozoa, Scleractinia, Pocilloporidae. The record is from the annotation of a GenBank genome assembly.
AUGUGUACAAAGAUAAGAAAGCUUGUUGGAUCAGAUGAUCAUGAUAAGAGUAGUAGUAGUGGUGAUGACGAUAACAAUGUCAAGUGCAUCUCAGACUUGAAUAACAAACCAGGUGAUGAUGACAGUUAAUAAGAUCUUGAAACACCCCAGAAUGUGACAAAUGAUGGAUAUCUUUCUUCUUAUGACAACCAAACUUUAUCAAAUCAACAGUGUUUUAGUGUGGUUUGUACUCCUAUUUAUUAUUUGCACUAUAAUUAUUUGUUGCAGACUCACUCAGCUGUGCCUCAUGAGUCAAAAAGAUUUUGACCACUGUGAUGAUGAAUAUUGAAUAUAAGAGCACACUGAGAACAUGCUAGGCCACUUUCGAUUUGUUAAUUUACUACAAUAUUGACGUCUUUCAGAGUGUAACCAUUACCUGACAUGUUGAUGCAAGCAAUGUUUGUACUUGUAUCAAUAAAGACAACUUGGCCAAUCAGAUUGCAACAUUACCGCUAAUUGUGUUGAAGAAAAAAAAUCACCAUCUCUUCUAUUACACUCACAAUACUUUAAGUUUUUAUUGGACUCUGCUGAUUCUAGGUAUAUCUACCGUAUCUACUCAUUGCUCUGUAAAUCACAUGUACAGCAUCCAUCUGCAAAAUCAAAGGAUCUGAGGUUUAAAUUAUUGUAGAGGAGAAAUUCUUCACAACACUUUAUUUUUAAUGGAUGAACAAGCUCAUAUUUCCAAUCUUUCUUUAUUUUUUUGCAACCAUGAGAAUCAAAUAGUAAUGAUGAUAUUGAUGAGGAUAAAUGUUAUCAUAAUGAUGAUGAGAAAAUAACUGUUAGUGAUGAUUUUUUAUUCACUCUGUCCCCAGAAACUAAAGCAAUCUGGGAGGAAACACAGUCAGUGUUUGAUCAAGAGGCUGAUUCUUAUCAAUUCUUAACACCUGAAAUUGUCAUCCCUGCUAAGGCAACAAACAAAUGUGAUGUUGCCGUGCAGGAAAUAUCACGUAACAACAAGAAACAAUCUAAGGAACCUACUCAGAUGAAGAAUCUCAGCAGGAAAACACAGAUGAAAAUUGCAGCAAAAAGGGUUAGUAAUGGGAAAGAAAUUACAAAACAAGGUCUCUGCAGGGAGCUUGUUGAAGAGGACAGUGAAACAUGUCCUGCAAAUGAGAUCCUAGCAAGUGGACAGGGAUUCAAAGAAAUUGUUAAAACUUUGUCUUCAAGUAGUUCAAAAGGUGAAAUAAGAACACAAGCAAAGAUAAAAUGUUUUGGAAAACAUUUAAAGAAAACAAGAUUAAUAAAGAAAACAUGUCCAGUUGUCACAGAAAAUGGUGAUCAUGAAAAUAAAGGACAGACUGAUCACAUGUUAACAGAAAAUAUUGACACUGAACAGUUGGAAGAUACAGAUGAGGGGGUAAACAAUACUGAUAAAGAAAAAGACAAAGAGAACCCUGCCACAGGAUGUUUUACAAGGCUAAGAUCAAAAGGUUCACUUACUUCUGAUGGCUCAGUUAUGAUGCAAAAUGAGGGACCUUUACAUAAAGGGAGUCCUAAAGCUGUAGAAAGCACUCCAAGGACAAGGGCUCAAAAGAGGAACUUGAGAGGAACACCACAGAGUUCUUUACUUUGGACCCUGCCUCAGAAUGAGCUGCAAAAAAAUCUUACAAAUGAAAGAAUCCACAAUGAGCAGGUGCUUAUGAAAAAGAAAAAGACAGAGGCUACCAAAGAAAUUCCUUUGAAGUCCCAAGGUUAGAUUAAAAUAUGCUAAUACAGCUGCUGUAAAUAUUUAAUGAUUGUUUACACUUGAUGAAGGAGUUGACCAUUUUUAAAAAUAUUUCCAAUCUGUUAUUCCUUGAAAACUUCUCCAUGUUUAAGCAUAUGCUGUAGCUCCUAUAAAAAUGUCAUGAAUUAUCUCUCUUAUUCACUUUACAUUGUUCAUGAAUUUAUCUCUGGCAGGAAAUAGGAAAAGAAAAAUGUCAGAGCAGACUUUAAGCAGCCCAAAGAAUUGUAUUCUCUGUCCCCCUGAAGUCAAGAGAAAUAAACGUGGAGAGACACCUCUUCAUGUGGCUGCCAUUAAGGUACACUGUAAUAAAACAGAUUUCUAAUUAAAAAAAAUUGGAGAUUUGGUUUUUAUGGAAGGAAACUCGGAGAACAAAUCUUAAACCAAAAAUGAGAACCAUCAGUUAACUAAACCCACAGGUAAUGUUAGGUUUGGGAUAUUGAAUCUCUGCCACAAUGGUGGAAACCAUGUACAUUCUUUCACUUUACCAUCCUUGCUCCUUUACAUGUAGCCCUUAUUGUCAUAUACAGUUUUCUUUUUCUUUUGUCAUGCAUAACAUAUCUCUGAUGAUCAUGUCUAGUAACUUUUCUUAUCUAAUAUUAUCACCUUCAUAGGGCUGUGUGGAAACUGUGAGAAAGUUACUUGCAGGAGGAGCAAAUCCUAACACCAAAGAUCAUGCUGGCUGGACUCCUCUGGUGAGUUACAUUCCUGACUAUAAUAUGGCAAAUCUUACCUGUUUCAUUGUUCUUCCAAUCUUAGGUGACCUAUAUUUACAGAACAGAAACACUCUGUCCAAAUAGUGAUUUUCAUCUUGAUAUCAAUUAUUCCUUAAGUUGUAUCUCUGACCUUGAAAUCCUGCAUUUUAUUUUAUUCUUCAGCAUGAAGCCUGUAACCAUGGCUAUCUUACCAUCACUGAACUUCUGUUGGAACAUGGUGCAAUGAUUAACACUCCUGGAGGGUUUGAUCAUGAUACACCUCUGCAUGAUGCGGUCACCAAUGGGAGAGUGGAAGUAGUGAGUCUGUUGAUCUCCAGAGGAGCUGCUAUUAAUGUCAGGUGGGAAACUCAAUUUACUAUCUCUUAGGUUUCGGUUUAAGAAUUCUCUUCAAUUACCUUAUUUUAUAGGAUCCUGUAUGGUGUACAUGAAGAUUGCCUUGGUUGAAAUCAAUCAACUAAUUUAAUUGUGGAUUUGUUUAUUGGUCAGCAGGUGACCGACUCUCAACAGGUAGUCAGCUUAGUCAAUGCCCCAAUCGUGGUUGUCAUCUUAGUUUGGAUGUAGACCAAGGUUUUUUUUUAUGAAGUUUGAAAAUUGGCUGACCACUGGUUUUCUUAAGGUUGACUACUGUACCAACCGAGGUAACGACUGACUGUUAAUUGAGAUACAUACACAGUAUAAUUAUUGACCAAGACUGACUAUAGCACACAUGAUCUCUUUACCCCUCCCCCCUCUCCUUCCCCCCCCCACCCAUCUGUAUUGACCAUUUCAUGUACUGGUAGUUCCAAUCUGAUCCUCAAACUACCUGCUGAUCUUUUUUACUCACUACUGUAGAAACAAACAGGGACUCCUUCCAAUAGACUAUGCAGCCACUGAAGAAAUGGUGUCCAUUUUAUCAACAUCAUCUCCCAAUAAGGAAAUUGACUCCUCAACAACAGUACCAUCACUUCCAGACAUGAAGGGUUCAUCAGACUCCCCUAAGGUGUUACUUGCAACUGGCCUUAGCUCAGAACAAAAGGUACAUUUAUUUACUUUGCCAAGUAUCUAAUUGUGCUUGUGGUAAAACAACUCAUCACAUUUGAUUUGUCAUUCCCAGUCAUUAGUGUGAAUUCUGCUAUAACUUACAGUAAUCUUUGGUAACAGUGUUACCUGAAAUUGUUGUGAUGAUAUCAACAAUGUAGCACUGACCUUUACUGAACGUGUUUACAAUCUCUGUAGGUAAAUAUACAAAAAUGUGUGAGGAUUCUCAAUGCAAGUAUUGUCAGCCAAUUUUCUCUGUCUGGUAAGUAAAGUGUUCCUGUUCAGUCUGUUGUUUCCUGAACACUGAUUACAAAGAGUAUAUACAGUAUGACUAAAUAUUAAUCAAAAGUUAAAAAUGUUCGAAUUAUUGUUGUUUGUUUAGUGACACACAUUGUGACAGCAACCAACAACAAAGGAGUUUGCCCAAGGACACUGAAGUAUUUGAAUGGUGUGUUGACUGGAAAAUGGAUUGUGAAGUAUCAAUGUAAGUCCAUGGUUCAUUACAUUAACUGGAAAAAGCUUUGUUGGCAUAUAAUCCACUCUGUCAGAAAACACCUCCACAUGCUUCAUAUAAACCUCCAAUGUUAGUCUCUGCCUUCCCUAGGUCACAUCUCUGGAUUAUAUCAAGCAUGUCUCCUAAGAAAAAGUACUUCAGAGUGGGUGAUUUGAUCUUACAUUCGAUUGCAAAUGUACAUAAUAUAUAAUCAUUACAAUUCUUAUGUCCCUGCUAAAGAGAACCUCCUGUUUUUCUGUGAAAAUUGCCUUCCUUGGCUGAUUAAGAAGAGCAUUUAGGGAGUUAUUGUUGGCAAAUGAUCUAAAACUUGCCUAUUGUUCAAUUUUUAAUCUCAAUUUGUCUCACUCAUCUUCUAUGUAGGGAUACUGAAAAGCUUGCAGAGAAAAACCUGGGUAGAUGAAACACCUUUUGAGGUUAAGGGUACCAAUGAUGCCAUGAUGGAUGCACCUAAAAGAGCUCGCAUCAAUUCUCUGAAGCAGGUUGGUUGUGCACUACAUUCAACAUCUUGAAAGAGCCAUUAACAAUGUUUUGAUUUUUUUGUAAUUUCCAAGUGACAAAAGAAAGGUGUUGCAGCAAAGUGGUUGAUGAACUUGUGUACCCAAAGUUCUACCAAAGCUGUACUUAAACAAAAAAAAACAAACAAACAAACAACAAAAACCCAAAAAAAAUGAGGACAAAAACCAAAAUGUGAAAAAGCUUAAUGAAAAUAAGGAGUGACUAAGAUUGCAAGUUGAACUUUGUGGAUAACAUGCAAAACAACUCUUCAUUUCUCAUUAUAUUUUCCAGCUUCCUGGUUUGUUUGAUGGAUGCCAGUUUUUCUUCAAUGGUGAAUUUAUCCCUCCUCAACCUUCAAAAGAGGAUCUAGUACAGUUGGUCAAAUAUGGUGGAGGCAGAAUCUUAUCUCGUGAACCAAAACCAGAUAUUGAUGAAUCUCUCUGCUUACCUAGAACUCCUGAAUCUAACAAGGCCUCUGUCACCUUAGCCCCUGUUGCUUACCAUGCAAAUCCAGACACUAAACAUUACAGAUGCACUCAAUUCAUCAUCUAUGAUUCACUGGCAGAAAAGAAGCCUCACAUCUGGGACACCGGGUCAGUUUGUAGCAUGCCCUCGACAUGGCUUAUGGACUGUGCUUCAAACUUUCAAAUACUGACUUUAGAGUGAGACUGUAAUGCCUGUAUGGUGUUCAUUGACUUCAUUAGGCAGAACAGAUCUGAUGAUUCUUCAGCUACUGCCCAGAAUUCUCCUGCUAAAUUUUGAUAACCUGAGCUGCUAGCUAUUCAAAUGUGGAGAAUAUUCUUGUUACUUACUGCUACACCCAAGCUGUUUUAACACCUUAAUUGAGAAGAAUGAUCUGACCUCUGCUUAUAACGACUCCACAUCAAACAUUUUUUCUAGAAAUAUUGUAUUUAAUAUUUUCAAAUUUCUAAUGCAACUAUAUAACAAUGCUAUUUGUCAGAGUUUUCAUUAA